GUCCCAACCGAUAAGUCGCCUGUGGAAAUGCAGGAGGACUGCGGAGUUGAGCUGUCAGUUUUCUUUGUUGCUCGCGGGAGCCUCCUGUUUUGGGUUGAUAAACGGAGAGCAAGUUCAACUGACAAGCCGAGAUGGUUAGUUUGUGUCUUUUGAGUUGUGUCUUCCAACCAAGUCCGUCUGUUCUCUUUCCCUUCUUCCUUUCCCACCAAGUCAGUCUCCAUCUCAACCGCUGCUACAUACACGAUGCCGGCUAGAAACAGAAUGCGGCAUAGGCAGCCCCGUCCUCCCGACUCCGACUCCGAACCCGACCGGUAUUCUUCCAACAGACGUGUCCCCAAUACCCCCAAGUCCAGCAUCCCCUUAGAAACCCCCACCAUCUGGAGACCCCACCAUCCCCUGUUGAUCAUCCUCGCCAUCCUCGCCAUCUUCACAAUCCUCACUCUCAGCAUCACCAUCUUCACCAGCGACAGCAGCAGCAGCAGAGCGGCAGCCAUCAACAGCAAGCAGCAGCAGCAAUCAACACCAACCCCCCAUCUCUCACAGGCCAGCAGCCCCGAGCUGGCGCCUGACCCGCUCGAGAUCCUCGGGCUGGACGACGACGAAGCCCUGUUCGGGAAGAGAGGCGGUACGUCGGCCCGCGACGCCGUCAUGCGCGCCUACGAGGCGGCGUCGCGGCCGUACUGGAACAGGGCACAGAUGUGGCAGGCGUGGCUGUCCGCCGACGCGAUCGGGGUCGGGGUGGAGGUGGAUGUUGGGGGGGUUGUUGGGACGAUUGGGGAUGCGGGGUGGGAUCAGAAACACGGCAAGCAAGAUAAGGAGGAGAGGUUGUGGGCAUUGCCGAAUGACAGGGCGGGAAGGUUGGCUUUCCUGGCGGCGCUGAUCAAGUCUGCGGCUAUGCUGCGGGAUGACGAGGCGAGGGAGCUGUAUCUGGUGGAGUUUGUGCCGGCUAUGGAUGAGGCGGCUCGCAGGGCUGCGGGGUCGGCGUCGCCGCUGAGGUUGCUUAAUGUUAUGAGGCAUGCGAAUCCGUCUGACGAGGUGCGCCGGGCGCGGAGGGCGAGGGCGGCUGUUGCGAAGGAGAUGUGUUGGGGCGUGUGGGUUUCGCUGUUCGCGGGGCUCGAGGUUGAGGACGGAGACGAGACGUAG
Molecule: messenger RNA, 1143 nt
Organism: Phialemonium atrogriseum
Lineage: Eukaryota; Fungi; Ascomycota; Sordariomycetes; Cephalothecales; Cephalothecaceae
Exons: 2
Coding region: 244-1143 (299 amino acids)
Source: RefSeq, a predicted model, not a curated record